Molecule: messenger RNA, 552 nt
Organism: Microthlaspi erraticum
Lineage: Eukaryota; Viridiplantae; Streptophyta; Magnoliopsida; Brassicales; Brassicaceae
Source: the annotation of a GenBank genome assembly
AUGGCCUCUUCUUCUCCGUUAAACAAGCUUGUGCUCAUCUUCUUAGCUUGCUUCGUGUUCGCAUUCUCAGACAACCUCGUGGCUGGAGAUUCCGACAAAGUGAAGCUCAAUCUGUACUACGAAUCACUUUGUCCCUAUUGUCAGAAAUUCAUAACAGAAGAUCUAGCCAAAGUCCUUGACUCCGAUCUCCUCACGAUCACCGAUCUCAAGCUUGUUCCAUUCGGUAAUGCCGAAGUCUCGGAUAAUUCGACUGUCACAUGCCAGCAUGGUGAAGAGGAAUGCAAACUAAACGCCAUUGAAGCUUGCGCCAUAAGCACUUGGCCCGAUCCGAUGUUGCACUUCUCGUUCAUAAUGUGCGUUGAAGGGAGCACGAAAGACUGGGAAUCAUGUGUUCCGGACCCUACAAGUUUGAAAGCCAUCAAUGAUUGUUACUCCGGUGAUCUCUCUAAAAAGCUCAUACUUGAGUAUGCAAAUCAGACCUUGAGUUUGGAGCCGAAACAUGAAUACGUACCAUGGGUUACACUCAACGGCGAACCACUCUAUGAUGUAUAG